CACAAUAGAGAGCUAUAUAUAUAUAUAUAUAUAGAUAUACGCACAGCAUCGUCAUCAUCAGCAAAAGCAAGAGUCAAAGGCGUUGCCUUUGCCCCUCUCUCUCGCUCUUCGGGCGUCUGGGCGUUGAUUUCUGUCAUAAAGACUUUGAAAGAUUUCAGCUUGUUUCCGUGCAACGCUGUAAGAUCCAACGGGGCAUCAGUGGGUUUAUUUGGGAGUCGUAUGUUAUGUUUGGAGCUUUGGGUAAGGACUAAAUAGGUUGCAGUGUUGUUUACUGCAACCGAUAAAUUUCCCUAUUUCAGUUGGGAGCAGUAUUCAAGGCUUAAGUUGAUACUCCAGAUCUACAUUUGCUGCUAUACUAGUAAGUAUUGCCAUAUGUGGCAGAUGUUGAAGAUUGGAACUUGAAGGUUUGUGAUCUAGCACUUCUGCAAGAUAGGUAUUGUGGUUUGUGCUGCAUUUGCCAUCUGAGAUCAGUUACUUUGCUGUGACGCCAUAUAUUGCCCAGGCUUCAACCCCUCAUGGUCAGACAUAAAAGGUGAAGUAGAAUGGAGAGUGGUUUGUGUUGUAGAUAGCGACAGUCGUGUUGGGGGCAUUAUGCUGGUGACUGUAGGGAAUAAUGCAACGAUAUUCUGCUACCAGCUGUGCAGCUGGCGGAGUUAAUAAUAGUACAAUUAAUGGGACGUCUGCAAGGGAUGCUGCCAGGGUGGAGUCAUCAUUUUCAACUCCUAAUUUCCCCAGGAGGACAUCACUACUAACACCUUACAAGCUAAAGUGCGAGAAAGAACCACUUAGUUCCCGCCUUGGACCACCUGACUUCUACCCGCAAACUCCUAACUGUCCUGAAGAGACAUUAACUAGGGAAUAUCUACAGUCAGGAUACAAGGAAACUGUUGAAGGAAUCGAGGAAGCGAGAGAGAUAGUGUUGACUCAUGUUGCAGCGUUUGUGAAACCAGAAUUCAUUUUAAAAUGCAAGGAGGCGAUACGAAAACGUCUCAGGGCUAUUAUAGAAUCUCGAGCGCAAAAACGGAAGGCUGGCCAAGUUUAUGGAGUUUCUCUUUCUGGUUCAUUAUUAACAAAAUCUGGAGUUUUUCCAGAUCAAAAGGCAUGCAGUGAAGACUUCCGCAAGAAAUGGAUUGAGGGUCUAGCACAACAGCAUAAACAGCUACGUUCUUUGGCUGAGAAUAUUCCUCAUGGUUAUAGGAAGAAAACACUCUUUGAGGUUCUUAUUCGUCACAAUGUGCCGUUAGUCAAAGCAACCUGGUUCAUCAAAGUUAAUUAUCUCAAUCAGGUUCGGCCUGCUGUGACCAGUGUUUCAUCUGGGCCUGAUAAAGCACAAUCUGCUCGUUCUGAGCUGUGGACUAAGGAUGUUAUUGAAUAUGUGCAGCAGCUUGUGGAUGAUUUUUUUUCAAAAGAUGGUGCUUUUGCAGCUAUACCCUCUAGAGAUCAGUCUUCACCUAAUAUGUUGGCUGGUGUACCGCAACAUGGAAGUGAUUCUAUAUCUUCAACUCUUGAUGUUGAUGAGCCAUCCUUGCAGUUCAAAUGGUCAUAUAUGGUGCGCCUUUUGCAAUGGCAUUUUGCAGAAGGCCUGCUUGUUUCAUCACUUGUUGUUGAGUGGGUUCUCAACCAACUUCAGGAAAGGGAAUCAGCUGAGGCUUUAGAGCUGCUAUUGCCAAUUAUUUAUGUUCUUGUAGAGAGGAUUGCACUCUCACAGACUUAUGCACGCAUAUUUAUUGAUAUACUUGUUCGAGCGAUAAAUGUUCUAUGUCCUGGUGGUUCAGGUUUAACUGAUAACUCCAGCAAGCCUUCUCUCCUUGUUACACUAAUUGAGAUGCUGCGGUGGUUUAUACUUGCUAUCCCUGAUACAUUUGUUGCCUUGGAUUGUUUUCCUCUGCCAAGCUGUGUGGCCCCUGAUUUAUUUGUUAGAAGUAACUCUCUGAAGGUAGAGAAUGUGGAUUUUGGUAAUAUGGCUUCUGAUCAUCGAUACUGGUCCUUUGGAUCUGUUGUUUCCUCAAUUCAGAAACGGUCUGCAAAUCUGGCGAAGAUAGUUAAUCCUGGACUCCAAGGUUAUGGUGUGCCCAAAGCUUUACAGGCAUUGGAUAAAGCUCUGACAGUAGAGGGUGAUCUGAGGACUGCUUACAAUUCCCUCUUUGGAGAUUUCUCUGAUAUGACUAUUGAAGAAGCAUGGAUUGCUGAAGUAAGUCCUUGUUUGCGCUCUUCACUGAAGUGGAUUGGCAGUGUCAGCUUGCCCCUGAUUUGCUCUGUGUUUUUUCUAUGUGAGUGGGCAACAUGUGAUUAUAGGGAUUGCCGUACUGCCUUGCCUACAACUCCAAAGUUCACUGGUGGAAAAGACUUCUGUCAAGUUUAUGCUGCUGUUUCUCUUUUGAAGCUAAAAAUGGAACAUCUACAUAGCUCAUCUCAAUUUGAUAGCAGUUCUCAAAUUGUUGUUGGCAACAUUGGAAAAGCUGCUUCCCUUCACGAUAGUUUGUCAGGCGGAACCAUUGUAGAAAAUGUUACUGGGAUUGAAAAUUCCUCUAAAGGCUUGAGCAAUAAAAAGCACAAAGUGGAUUUAUUUCAAAGUCCAGGUCCACUGCAUGAUGUUAUUGUAUGCUGGUUAGACCAGCAUGUAGCUGGGAAAGGUGAAGGUCUUAAAUGUCUUAUGGUUUUUGUCAUGGAACUUGUUCGCUAUGGUAUUUUUUAUCCCCAGGCUUAUGUGAGACAACUAAUAAUUAGUGGGAUUAUGGAUAGAGAUGAGUCUCAGUUCGAUUUGGAAAGACAGAAAAGACACUAUCAAAUUCUGAAGCAGCUGCCUGGUUCCUGCUUGUUUGAUGUUAUGGAAGAAGCAAGAAUCACAAAAGUCCCACUGCUAAAGGAGGCAGUGAAUGUUUACUCAAAUGAGCGACGACUUGUGCUUCAAGGUUAUCUUGGAGGUAAAUCCUCCCAGUCAAAAGCUGGAAGUGGCAUCCGGUUGGGGUUUUCUUCACAGAAACAAAAAGAUCAUUCUGUUGCUUUUAGAGAUGGUGCUUCACCCUCUUUGUUGGAAAGUCAUAGAAACUUCAAUGUAGCUUUGAGUGCAAUGACAGCGAAUAAUGAGAAAUCAAAGGUGAAGAUUGCUGAGCUGAAGGUUGCCAUUUCAAGUCUGCUCCACAUCCCAGGCCCUUGUUCUCUAUCUACAGAAUCACGAUUUGAUGAAUCUCAACGAAGCAAUAAGAGAAGUUUAGGUUCAUUGAGUGGCAAAUCUGAUGUGAUAGAUGUGACACCAGGCUGUGAGGAGUGUAGGAGAGCAAAGAGGCAAAAAUUAGAUGAUGAGAGGAGCUCUCCCUUUCAAGGGUUUUCUUCAAACUGGUUAGAUGAUGAAGAUAUUUGGUGGACUAGGAAGGGCCCCAAGCCCCAGGAGUCAUUUAAGGUUGAACCUCCUCUGAAGUCAUCUAAACCUGGUUCAAGAGGCAGGCGCAAAACUCAGAGUCUAGCGCAGUUGCAAGCUAAUAGAAUUGAAAGUAGCCAUGGAGCAUCGACCAGCCAUGUAUGUGACAAUAAGGUGAGCUGCCCCCAUCAUAAAUCUGCUUUGGCAGGAGAAAACCCUAAUGAUGCAGACCGGAUGAAAAUGGUGUCUCUAUCUGAUAUUAGCAGAACUUUAAAACAACUAAGAAUGCUUGAAAAGAGGUCGAUUUCAGUUUGGUUGGUAACCACGAUCAGACAAUUAGUUGAAGGGAAUGAAAAGACUGCUUCCAAGGCUGGCCAUUAUGCUUCUUCAUUUUCCACCUCAUUCGAGGACAGAAACAUUGUACGAUGGAGACUUACUGAAGACGAGCUCUCUACCAUUUUGUACUUGCUGGAUAUUUCCUUGGACUUAACUGCAGCUGCAAAGCUUCUUGUUUGGUUAUUUCCCAAGGUUUUUGGUGGACCAAGUUCUACUGCUCACAUUGGGAGGAAUGCAAUGAUGCCAACCAAAAAUAAGGAAAACACUAUCUGUGAUGUAGGGGAGGCAUUCUUGCUAUCAUCUCUUCAAAGGUAUGAAAAUGUGCUUGUAUCGUCAGAUCUUCUCCCUGAAGUCCUAACUGCUGCCAUGCAUCGAGUUGUGACUGUGCUGCCCACUAAUGGAAGGUCUCAUGGCACAGCUUCUCUUACUUAUGCUCGGAAUCUAUUGAAGAAAUAUCGUGAUAUAGGGAGUGAAUGGGAAAAGAACUUCAGAACUACAUGUGAUCAGAGAACGCUUGCGGAACUUGAUGCUAUACGACAAGCGGAUUCUAAUAUGGGAUUUUCCCCCGGUGUACCUGGAGGAAUGGAUGAUUCUGAUGAUAAUUUGCGUCAAAAGUUUAGUGGGAGGAUGUCAAGAUUUAGUGGAAUUAUGAAAGAAUUGGUACAAAGACGCAUUGAGGAGGCUGUGCAAUACUUCUAUGGAAAGGAAAGAAAACCUUUUGCUGCUGCUGCUGUUAAAAAUUCCUCAGAAAAAAUGGAUGAAGGACAUCAUAUAGCUCAAGAAAUUUUUUUUGGUCUAUGUGAUUGUAUUUGUCAGAAUGGCAGUGCAUCUCAAGAAUGGGACCCCACUGGAGUUGCUGCUGCUGUUUCUGCAAUUGUUGGCAAUGUAGGGCAUGCUGUAGCAAAAAUAUUGGAUUUACUUGCAGGCAAUAACUAUCAAUUGUUUUCUUCGACAUCAAGUUCAAUAAAUUGCGCCCGACACAUAUUACGGAUUCACAUACUUUCUCUCUGUCUCCUUAAAGAAUCUCUUGGAGAACGUUUGGGUCGCAUAUUUGAUGUAACUUUAGCCAAUGAAGCUUCUUCAGCUGUUUCUAACGCCUUUUCUCCUGGAAAGCCUUCUCGCAGUCAGUUUCAACCAUCUCCUGAAAACCAUGAUGGCAAUCUAAAUCAUCCAAAUGAGAACUUAAAUAAUUCUUCAAAAACAUUUGUUGGAAGGGCCGGUAAAGCUGCGGCUUCUGUAUCUGCACUUGUUGUGGGGGCUAUUGUGCAUGGAGUUGCUAGCCUUGAAAGGAUGGUUUCUGUUUUCAAAUUAAAGGAUGGUUUGGAUGUUCAGAUGUUCAUUAGGAGUUCAAGAUCCAGUUCUAAUGGCAUGUCCAGAUCUUUUGGGACAUUCAAGAUUGAUCACUGUAUUGAGGUAUCUGUUCAUUGGUUCCGGGUGCUUAUUGGCAACUGCAGAACAGUGUUUGAUGGACUAGUUGCAGAGAUUCUUGGUGAACCAUACACAUCAGCUCUUUCACGGAUGCAGCGCAUGCUUCCUCUUAGUAUGGUGUUCCCUCCUGCAUAUUCUAUAUUUGCAAUGGUCAUUUGGAGGCCAUACAUUCUCAACAGCAACAUUGCAACGCGUGAAGAUAUUCAAUUAUAUCAACACUUAUCCAUGGCCAUUGGAGAUGCUAUCAAACACCAGCCAUUCCGAGAUCUAUGCUUGCGGAACACGCGAAUGUUGUAUGACCUUUUAGCCUCUGACAUUGGUGAUUUUGAAUUUGCAUCGAUGCUUGAAACACACAGUCCAGACAAGCAUUUGAAAACAAUGGCAUUUAUUCCCCUUCGGGCAAGAUUGAUUCUAAAUGCCCUAAUCGAUUGCAAAAUGCCGCCGUUUACAUUAAUGAAGGAGGAUGGGUCAUGGGUUUCUGUCCCCGGUGAGCCACGAGCAUAUUCUGAAAAUGAGACAAAGCUUCUAGAUCAGCUUGAGCAAGUUUUAGAUACACUGCAACCUGCCAAAUUCCAUUGGCAGUGGGUUGAGUUGAGGCUCCUCUUGAAUGAGCAGGCUCUUAUUGAAAAAAUUGAUACUCAUAACAUGCAGUUGGUUGAGGCAAUUAAAUCUCUCUCUCCCAAGGCUGAGAACUUUUCACUUUCCGAGAAUGAGCGCAAUUUUAUUGAAAUUGUUCUGACAAGGUUACUUGUGAGACCCGAUGCAGCAUCACUUUACUCAGAAGUCGUUAAUCUUCUUGGGAAGUCAUUAGAGGAGUUCCUGCUACAGAAUACAAAAUGGGUUUUAGCUGGCAGUGAUGUUCUCCUGGGACGAAAAUCCAUUCGGCAGCGACUUGCUACUCUUGCUCAGCUCAGAGGCUUUACAAGUAAAGCUCAGUUUUGGAAACCAUGGGGUUGGUCAUCCCCCAAUGCAAAUGGACCAAUUGACAAAACUGAUAAAAGGAAGAUGGAAGUUACUUCCAUUGAAGAAGGGGAAGUUGUUGAUGAAGGUGUUGAAGUCAAAAGGCCUGGCAGAAUGAGCUUUCAAUUGUUUGAUGCCGAAGGCUUCUCUCCUGGCCAGCAGUAUAUCACUGAUAGAGCUCUUGCAGAAUUGGUGCUACCCUGUAUUGACCGGAGUUCCAGUGAUUCACGGAAUUCAUUUGCUACAGAACUAAUCAAACAAUUGAGUACCAUUGAGCAACAAAUCAAUAUGCUCACCCGUGGUGGUGGUAAACAAUCUGGCUCUGCUUCUUCUGCUGUUGAAGUUUCUUCUAGUAAAGGCAGCAGUCGUAAAGGCUUGAGAGGCGGAAGUCCUGGGUUGGGUAGAAGAAUUACAGGUGUAACAGAGUCCUCCCCACCCUCCGCUGCGGCAUUGAGGGCAUCCAUGUGGUUGCGAUUGCAAUUUCUUUUGCGGUUGCUUCCUAUCAUAUGUGCGGACAGGGAGCAAUCUGCGAGGAACAUGAGACAUACACUUGCUGCUGUCAUACUUCGUCUUCUUGGAACCCGUGUUGUUCAAGAAGAUGCCGAUGCCUGUCAUUUAAUUACACAUAAAACUCCGAGAAGAGAGGAAGAAUAUCUUGUAAAUGCACCGAUCACUGCCUCAUUGGACCGUUCCGGUGAUAGCCUGUUUGACAGGUUUCUGUGCGUCCUCCAUUGUUUACUUGGCAACUUCAAACCGAGUUGGCUGAAAGCCAAGCCCAUCUCCAAGUCAACCCUCAAAUCUCGAGAUUUUUCUGCUGUUGAUCGAGAGGUGUCGGAAAAAUUGCAGGUCGAACUAGACCGGAUGGAAUUACCUGCAGCAAUUCGAAGACGGAUCCAAGCUGCAAUGCCUGAGCUACCACCCUCUCCACCAUUAACCAUCUCUUGCCACCCUCCUCUCUUAACAUCAACAGCACUUGCGUCGCUGCAACCAGGCAUGUCAACGCCAAGUCAACAUGCAGGAAAUCAAAGAACUUCCGUUCCAUCGGCUCGGCCAACGACUACAAUGCAAGGAAAAUCCCGGUCAUCGACUGCCCAGGACCUUGACAUGGAAAUUGAUCCAUGGACCUUGCUGGAAGACGGGACGGGAACCGCAUCAGCCUCGAACAAUAGCAGCAAUGUAGGUGGCCCCGGUGCCGAUCACUCUAACCUCAAGGCCUGCAGUUGGCUCAAGGGUGCUGUAAGGGUGAGAAGAACCGAUCUCACAUACAUCGGAGCCAUGGACGAUGACAGCUGACCUACUUUUCUUUUCUCCUCUUUUUUGUACCAUUGUUUUGGCAAUGGAAGAAGGCGGUGAUCACGCGACCGAGGUGCCAUUUUUUGGAAGAAUCCGCUCACUGUCGGUGGAGCGGAUUAACUCAAGUUCGUAAAAUCCCCGACCGCUGCUGCCAAUGCCAAUUCCCGCUGUAUAUAAGGGAUAUAUUUAUUUUUCGUCCAUUAUGAUGUUGAUUAUAAUGUCCUUCCCAUGAAUGAUUUGUAGCUGUUUUAAAAAAAAAAACACCAAUCCUGUCCAACUUGCCAUUUUGAAGAUGAAUCCACUGCAUUUGCAUGAACAAAGAAAAGACUUAGAAAAUUUUGGUCAGGAUUUGUUGUGGUUGCUGCAGUUGCUGUUCAGUUGUAACACUUAUUCAGUAUUAUCUUUAUUUCUAAUGUUAAUUGUGAUCUUUGUGACA
This is a messenger RNA of Dioscorea cayenensis subsp. rotundata (Guinea yam), 7811 nucleotides long. RefSeq names its product mediator of RNA polymerase II transcription subunit 12. Gene Ontology annotation, cellular component: mediator complex. NCBI's taxonomy places the organism in Eukaryota, Viridiplantae, Streptophyta, Magnoliopsida, Dioscoreales, Dioscoreaceae. Gene Ontology annotation, molecular function: transcription coregulator activity. The coding region runs from base 614 to 7375 and encodes 2253 amino acids. Gene Ontology annotation, biological process: regulation of transcription by RNA polymerase II. The transcript has 13 exons. The record is from RefSeq and is a predicted model, not a curated record.